Molecule: messenger RNA, 1044 nt
Organism: Paramecium sonneborni
Lineage: Eukaryota; Ciliophora; Oligohymenophorea; Peniculida; Parameciidae
Source: the annotation of a GenBank genome assembly
AAAUUAUUUCUUGUUAAUCUCAUCAAAAUUUUGCACAUGCAAGGAUUUUUGGACAUCUCUGGAAUUUAGUCUAACGAAAAGACUAUGUUAUUAGAUAUUUCAGCGAUACCUUUAAAGGAGGAUCAUCUUGAUGAUGAAUUAAUUCAAUAAUAGUUAAUGAUUUUACAAUCAUAAGAAGCCAUUAGAGAAAAAGAUAAUGAUGAAGAUGUAGUAAAACAUGCCAGACUACUUAAAAAAAAAGUUAUUCAUUCUUUAGAAAAUUAUUCUUAAAUGUUAACUAGCAAAGAUAAUUCUAUAAAGAAGGUUAUUAAGUAGGAUUUGUACUUAAUAAAUGAAGAAUAUUAAUAAUUAUUAAUUAUAGUUGAUGAAGUUGAAUCAAUAUCAAAUGAAGUUCAAAUGAUAAUUAAAUUAGUUGGAGAGUUUUUAGAUAAAAUGACUUUUAAAUAAAAUGAAAAGAGAGAAAUUUAAUAUUCAAAAACAAUGUCAGAAAAAUUAUAAAGAGGUCCAGUAAGAGCAAAUACUUUUUAAGGUCAUUCUUAUGAUUUUUAUUAAAAAUAAAGAUAAUUUCCAUCAUAACAAUUAUAAUAACAAUAAUAAUUAAGUAAUAAUUCUUGUGAAUCAGAUGAUAGCACAGCUGUUUCAAAUAAAACAUUAAGUGCUCUAAGUAAUAAAAUUUUAAAUUUAAUUCAUCAAUUAUAAUAGAAUGACCAGUAUUAAAGAAUAACUCAUUAUGCUUAAGAGAUAUUGAAUAAUUCAGAUAAUAUGGAAACUUUUAAAUUGCUACGAUAAUUAUCUAAACAAUUUGAAGAUCCUGAAGUUAAGAAAUUAGUCAAAGCUUGCUAUCUUAAAUCUCUUAUUUAGGAGUAAUCUUAGAAUAAUACUUCUAAAAGAGAAUUCUAUGAUUUAGUCAUAAAAUUAAAAAGUUAAGUGCCAGAAAAUAAUAAAAUACAUUCAAUGAUGAUUAGUUCAUUAUAUGAUGACGUUAUAAAAAAAGGAGUACCAAAUACAGAAUGGGAAGCUUAUAUGAAAUAAUUAUGCAAUUGA